Messenger RNA from Fusarium redolens, 2131 nucleotides. RefSeq lists its product as uncharacterized. Lineage: Eukaryota; Fungi; Ascomycota; Sordariomycetes; Hypocreales; Nectriaceae. Gene Ontology annotation, molecular function: D-lactate dehydrogenase (cytochrome) activity; FAD binding; D-lactate dehydrogenase (NAD+) activity. The record is from RefSeq and is a predicted model, not a curated record. Gene Ontology annotation, cellular component: mitochondrion. The transcript has 6 exons. Bases 225 to 1928 code for a protein of 567 amino acids. Gene Ontology annotation, biological process: lactate catabolic process.
CGAGACCGCAGUUUGCCAUUGGCCUCGGCCUCAAUUUUCCCAGCUCAAUCAUCUCCGAUCGUGAGCAGUGAAUUGAAACUCGUAUCAGUAGGAUAUUUGCCUCGUAGGCACGCGGCAAAGGAACCUUUCUACUUGUCUUAUUGGGAUUUUUCCGUCACUACUAACUAUUUCGAGAUCAACGUCACACAUCCCAGAACCCAUUCACUCGUUAUACAUAUCCCAAGAUGGUGACCCUAUCGACCAUUUCUUCGAGCUUUUACCGGCCAUCGUUGUUAGCUAUGUCAAGACAAUCCACCACCAUCCUCCAACCUCGUUCGUUCGCAAGAUAUGUUUCUUCCAAUGUGCGGUCCAGUCGGCAGAAACAGCGUCCUCUAGGAUACCUCAUGCUAGGACUAGGAGCCGCAGCGAGCGGCUUGGCUCUCGCAUCGGCCGUAAGCACUGAUCUGCUCCAGAUACCAGCAAAGGACACUACUCCCAGGUGGAGGGAAAGCGACAGAUCACCUAUUCGGGCGGGAAUGGCAUAUGCGGAUAGGGCAACUAUGUUAAAGGCUGUCGAUGAUAUACGUGAAAUACUUGGAGAAGACAUCGUGAGCGUAGACUCGGAUGACCUCGACGACCAUGGUUACUCAGAGUGGUCUACGUCAAAUACCGAUGUACGACCAGUGGCAAUUAUCCGGCCACAAACGACUGAAGAAGUCUCGAGUAUUGCACGUAUUUGCACCAAGUACAAGGUACCGAUGAUUCCAUACGGGGCUGGAUCCAGUGUCGAAGGCAAUUUUAGCUCCCCACAUUCAGGAGUAUGUCUCGACCUAUCUGGCAUGGAUAAAAUCGUGGCGUUUCACCCUGAGGAUAUGGAUAUCGUGGUUCAAGCCGGUGUCAAUUGGACUAAUAUGAAUGAAGAAAUCAAGCAUACUGGUCUCUUCUUGCCGCUUGAUCCUAGCCCUACUGCACUGAUCGGUGGCAUGGUAGCUACUAACUGCAGUGGUACUAAUGCUAUGAGAUAUGGAACAAUGAAGGAUUAUGUUAUUAACCUUACAGUAGUGCUCUCGGAUGGAUCGGUUAUUAAAACUCGCCACCGACCUCGGAAAACCUCAGCUGGCUAUAAUCUCACAGCUCUCUUUACUGGAUCUGAGGGGACAUUAGGUAUAAUUACUGAAGCGACCUUGAAGCUAGCCAUAAUGCCGGAGAACUUUUCUGUCGCGACAGCUACCUUCUCGACCGUCAAGGAAGCGGCUGAUGCGGCUUUUAAGAUCAUGCGACGUGGAGUUCCUCUCGCUGCCCUGGAAUUGAUGGACGAUGUUCAGAUGAAGGUCAUUAACCAGAGCGGCGGAGCAGGUGGAAGAGUAUGGGAAGAAUAUCCUACACUUUUCCUAAAGUUCUCAGGCUCCCAGAAUGCAGUUAAAGACAGCAUUAACUUGGCAAAGGAGAUCGCCAAGUCUAACAGCUGUCGUUCUUUCGAGUUUGCCAAAACGGAGGAUCAGAUGCAAUCCCUUUGGUCUGCCAGAAAACAAGCUUUGUGGGCAAGCCUUGCCGUCCGACCAGAGGGCACACAGAUUUGGUCCACAGAUGUUGCCGUCCCUCUGUCUCGAAUGGCCGAACUGAUCGAAAUAUCAAAGCAAAAGGCCAGCCACCUUGGACUCUUCAACAGUGUUCUGGGACAUGUUGGUGAUGGCAACUUCCAUCAGAUUGUCAUGUACAACCCAGAUGAUAAGCAGGAACGCCAAGCUGUGUCAGAUUGUGUGGAUGGGAUGAUGGUGAGAGCACUGGAGAUGGAGGGCACAGUAUCAGGCGAGCAUGGGAUCGGAUUGGGAAAGAAGCACUGCCUACAAAAAGAGCUCGGUCCAGCAACUAUCGGUAUUAUGAAAGCCCUCAAAGACACCCUGGAUCCCCAUUGGCUCUUGAAUCCGGGUAAAGUAUUCGAUCCAUGAAGAAAGAGGGUCAUUGCGAGAGUCUCGAAGUCUUCAUCUACUCGAUCAUGUCAUGAUCUUGGUGUUGAUAAAAAUGGAAAUAUGGAUGUUAGAGUCAGCAUAGCUAGAUAUAAGUACAUAGAGAAUAUAUAUACGCACUUUGCAAAGAGAACUUUGUGAAAGACCUAACCGACCAAAUCUGCAUAAGCCUCCUUUCGUUCGCC